Messenger RNA from Akanthomyces muscarius, 984 nucleotides. RefSeq lists its product as uncharacterized. NCBI's taxonomy places the organism in Eukaryota, Fungi, Ascomycota, Sordariomycetes, Hypocreales, Cordycipitaceae. Gene Ontology annotation, cellular component: nucleus; Smc5-Smc6 complex. The coding region runs from base 1 to 984 and encodes 327 amino acids. Gene Ontology annotation, molecular function: ubiquitin-protein transferase activity. Gene Ontology annotation, biological process: double-strand break repair via homologous recombination; DNA damage tolerance. The record is from RefSeq and is a predicted model, not a curated record. The transcript has a single exon.
AUGGAGAUCGCAGGCGAAACGCAGUACGGUAACACAAACCGGGCAUUCCUACAGGCUAUGCUUGGGAGGAGUUCCAUGACUUUUCGCGAGUCGCGGUCGGUCAUUGCUGCCAUAUUGAACGCUGAAAAUGAUGGAGACCAAGUGCGGCCAGAACAAGUUACAGAAGAAAUGUUUGAUAAGUUGAUGGGAACGGCCCGAGAAGCUGCGUCUCUGUUCGAUUACGAGAUUCGAAGAACGCAACACCAAGUCACCAAAGAACGAGUCUAUGCCUUUGUCAAUACCGCCUCGGACUCGCAGACGCAACUUGCGACAACGUUCACCCACGAUGAGCUUGCAUUUGUCAAGCGAGCCCUGGAGGCCAUGUUCGACAAGUACAACACGCCGCGAAUGGAAGUUAUCGCCCUUACCGAUAUGCAGGCAGUCAAGCUCGCAAGACCGAAUCGCAGGGAGAGCGCCGUCAACCGAAGCGAAGACGAGCCUACACAGUCACAGGCGACCGUUGACAGAGGACUGAAGCACAGCGAAGUAGAAACAGUGCUGGAGAACCUUGUUGGCGGUGGAUGGUUUGAAAAGAGCAGAGAGGGAUUCUAUUCGCUCACACCGAGGGCGCUCCUGGAAUUGAGGCCAUGGCUCCUUGGCACAUUCAACUAUCCGGAUGCAGAGGAAGGAGAAUGGCAGCGGAUCAAGUUUUGCGAGGCAUGCAAGGAUAUCGUGACGGUGGGAGUGCGGUGUGCCGAACCCGACUGCAUCGUCCGGGUCCACGACAUUUGCGAGGAAGCCUUUUGGCGAACGAGACGAGACAAGAAGUGCCCCAGAUGUUCGAGAGAGUGGGCGGGAAAACUGUACGUGGGAGAGCGGGCAGUAACAUCUACGCAGGCAUAUCAGAGAGGUCGUCGCCAGAGUGGCGGCAGAAGGGGCAAUUUGGCAGACGAGGUGGUGCAGCAAAGCAUGGCUGACUAUGAGAGGGAAGACCAAGAACAGUGA